This is a messenger RNA of Leptopilina heterotoma, 2065 nucleotides long. RefSeq names its product mitochondrial import receptor subunit TOM40 homolog 1-like. The record is from RefSeq and is a predicted model, not a curated record. Gene Ontology annotation, cellular component: mitochondrial outer membrane translocase complex; mitochondrial outer membrane. The transcript has 6 exons. Gene Ontology annotation, biological process: protein import into mitochondrial matrix. Bases 158 to 1144 code for a protein of 328 amino acids. NCBI's taxonomy places the organism in Eukaryota, Metazoa, Arthropoda, Insecta, Hymenoptera, Figitidae. Gene Ontology annotation, molecular function: transmembrane protein transporter activity.
CGCGUGUCGUAGUUAAUGCGCGCGCAGAUUGUCGCAACGCAUGCGCAUUAACAAACCUGGCGUGGUGCGAGCCGUGGAAGAAGAUAACCAAAAAAAAAGAGGUAUAACUCGUGGUGAAGUGCUUUGCAAGCAGAGAAUUCUUCAUUAAACGAUAAGAAUGGGCAAUGUUCAUGCAGCUUCUGCACCUCCUCCACCGCCACCGCCUCCAUCCUUAACUCCUGAAUUAUCAUCAAAUUUAGCAAAAAUAGAAACUCCCUCCUCAAAGGAUUCAUUCAAAUUGUCAAAUCCAGGAACCAUCGAGGAUUUAAAUAAAAAAUGCCGAGAUGUCUUUCCUGUUAAUUUCGAGGGGGCCAAGUUGAUGUUAAACAAAGGUCUUAGUAACCAUUUUCAAAUAUCUCAUACCAUAAAUAUGAGUUCUACAACACCUUCUGGUUAUAGAUUUGGAGCCACGUACGUUGGUACAAAACAAACAUCACCAACGGAAGCUUUUCCAGUUUUACUCGGUGACAUUGAUCCCAAUGGAAAUCUUAAUGCUAAUAUUGUACAUCAAUUUGGCUCGAGAAUCAGAGCAAAAAUGGCAACUCAAGUUCAAAAAAGUAAAUUCUCAGCAGUACAAAUGUCAUCAGAUUAUCGUGCCGACACUUACACUGUCUCUCUGACGUUAGGAAAUCCCGAUAUUAUUAAUAAUUCAGGAGUGGCAGUUUUACACUAUUUGCAAAGUAUAACACCGUCAUUAGCUCUUGGAGGUGAACUUGUCUAUCAAAAAGCGCCAACGAUUCCCGGUGGUUCGCUCACUGUUCUCUCGGCUGCUGGAAUUUAUACACAAGGCGAUUCGACAGUCAGUGGAAGUCUAAGUAUGGGAGGCUGUCAUCUUUGUUUUCAUCAAAAAGCCAGCGAUCAAGUUCAAGUCGGAGUUGAACUCGAAAUUAAUACAAGAAUAGCAGAAUGUGUCACUACAAUUGGCUAUCAAGUUGACCUUCCAAAGGCCGACCUCGUGUUUAAAGGAAGCGUCGAUUCGAAUUGGAAUGUCGGAGCAGUGCUGGAAAAGAAAUUACAGCCUCUUCCAUUUUCAUUUGCUUUAAGUGGCGUGAUUAAUCACAAUAAAGCAAUGUUCAGACUUGGAUGCGGAUUAAUAAUCGGAUAAAAAGAAAUUACUCCAGUGGAUAGUUGAUUGUUUCAAGAAAAAGAAGAAAUAAGAAAAAAGCAAAUCUUGCAUAUUAGUUACAUCACUUUUUUGGAAGAUGCAACAUUAAUUUAGGAUCUCUUGUUACCAUCAUCAUCAUCAACAUUCGACAAUUUGCUCACUGCCUAUAUUUCUGCUCACAAUAGUCAUCUUCUUUUUACCACAAAAAAUAGAUAAAACCUUUUUUUUCCCCUCGUAGAUAAUAAUCAAGGAACAUUAACUAAACUCGGAGAAACGAAUGAUGUAAAUAUCAAUUAAUGCAACAUUUGAAGAAUUUCGAUUUGCAAAAAAGCGAAACAAAAGAGGAUUUUUCUUUUUUUGUCUCAAAAAAAGCGUCAAAAUAAUUUCUUUUUUUGAUGUGUCUGAUAGAAAACCAAGUGAGAAGUAGAAUGGAAAUACUUUUUUUUUUAUAAAUAUAUAUAAAUAUUUUUUAAAUAAGACAAACGAGAUACUGCAAAACGACGUCGAGAAAUGUUUUAUUUUACAACUUAGUUAAAUAGGCAUUGAAAUUGAAAAAAAAGAAGAAAAAAGUAAUAAAUGCAUUUAAUCUAGAUAUUUACAAUAUUGCAUUUUCAAUUGCACUUUAAUAAAAUAUGUAAAAAUCGUUUUAUUAAAAAUGUGCUGUGAGAAGAAGAGCAAUUUUCAAACAUACAAAUUCGUAUAAAAUUUGAACAAAUCGAAGAAGAAAAAAAAACAAGUGUAAUAUAUAUUGUUGUACGAUAAAUGUAUGUGAAAAUAGAAUGCAUUUAUUUUGCUUUUAUGUGGUGUUUGCGUAUAUUUAGUACAUGAUCGACUGGUCUGAAUAAUUUUGCAUAAGCAAUUUAUUUCAGAGUUCAUUUAAAGAUUUUUAGAAGAAAAAAUAAAGAGAACAUUUCAAAGAAA